CAAGACAAUGCGAUAGAAACGCGCGGAAGAACAAACGCGCGGAAAUACCAAUGCUGAAGAGAUAUCUGCCUGCGUAUCAAACGCCAGAGUUAAUGGAGGAGCUGAAGGAGCACGAUAGAAUGAGAUUGAUUCGAGAACGCGAAGAAGGCGCGAGAAGGCGGACAGCUCGGAGCGCUCCUCGAGAUACGACGGACUCGCCGCCGUCGCCGUUCAGCACGAAAUCGAGAGAACGCGAUGCUUGGGUUUCCGUGGCUCCGACGAGACUGACCGACGGAAAUUCAUUCGGACGGAGCGUUCGUUCACUUCCGUAUCAAGAAACGCAAACCUUUAAGGAUGUACUACGUGAGUUUCGAGACAAGGUGACGACCGAGGAAGCUUCCGGCCGACGGCCUCCGGUAUCUCGGUUAUCUCGGCGCACGGCGUACGAACGUAAAGGCUCGAAACAAUUAUUUCCCUCCGAAAGCGGAAGUCGUGGAGAAGUUGCAACGACGUCAGACUUUGACGAAGUUGUUAACAGACUUCAGCCAGUGUAUGAAUAAAUACGAGGAAACGUGCGAUGCAAGCGACUGUAAGGAGGGAUAAAGAUUUCAGGGCGAAUCGCUCAGUAUCGUUGUCGCGCAAUGUUCGCAAUCUUUGCGAGAAUCGUCAGAUUUAGUGUUUCGGCCGUGGCCGAUGAGAAUAACGCACAGAUGAUAAUAACGAUAUUAUUCCGCAAUAAAUAUGUAAUUAAUAUGCAAGUUGGAAGGAACCACAUGUUGAAACGAUAACGAUCUGCAAUUGUUAAUAUCACAAAAUAAAAAGAUGAUUAGUCUAAUGGGGGCAUAUUCUUUCAAGUCAAAUCUAAUGGAGAAAACCACUCUCUCACGUACACUCUUAUAUACGUGUGUGAGUGUAUCAUAUAUCAAAUGCUAAAUAUUUGUCGGCAUAAAUGUCGUUUUAAAAAACUUGGUAUCAUACGAUUGCGUGCGGGCAAAAUAUGUAGUUAGUUUCGCUGACGUAUCUCUCUCUCUCUCUCUCUCUCUCUCUCUCUCUCUCUCUCUCUCUCUCUCUCUGAAAACAACCGCAAUGACCGGCUCAGAAUCAGAGGCAAACAACCGAUUCGUUAUCGUCAGUGCUGACCGUUGCGACGCCGACAUUCGAGAGAUUUAUUAUUAAUGUACCGGAUCCGCAGGUCGGCACGGGUCAAGGUUAUCGUGUUAAAAUUGAACCGUCGAGAUGCAGCGGGGGAUAGAUAGUUUCUCAGGUAAAUUAUGGUAUAUACACGUCAGAUGCAAUCAUCAGAUAUGUAAACCGAUAAUACGAUAAUACGAUAAUACGAUCUUCUUCUUAGCUGUAAGCCGUUUUCUCUGUAGUCAAGAUUUGGGACAAUCGGUUCCGUCAUUUCUCUUCUGCUUUUCUUCUUUCUUUUUUCUUUUCUUUUUUUUUUCUUUUUGUGAAAACUUGCAUUUUCUCUGUUCACUAUU
Messenger RNA from Harpegnathos saltator (Jerdon's jumping ant), 1463 nucleotides. RefSeq lists its product as uncharacterized. The record is from RefSeq and is a predicted model, not a curated record. The coding region runs from base 51 to 539 and encodes 162 amino acids. The transcript has 3 exons. NCBI's taxonomy places the organism in Eukaryota, Metazoa, Arthropoda, Insecta, Hymenoptera, Formicidae.